Messenger RNA from Hypanus sabinus (Atlantic stingray), 2682 nucleotides. RefSeq names its product oocyte zinc finger protein XlCOF6-like. Lineage: Eukaryota; Metazoa; Chordata; Chondrichthyes; Myliobatiformes; Dasyatidae. Gene Ontology annotation, biological process: regulation of transcription by RNA polymerase II. The transcript has 2 exons. The coding region runs from base 802 to 1857 and encodes 351 amino acids. The record is from RefSeq and is a predicted model, not a curated record. Gene Ontology annotation, cellular component: nucleus. Gene Ontology annotation, molecular function: DNA-binding transcription factor activity, RNA polymerase II-specific; RNA polymerase II transcription regulatory region sequence-specific DNA binding.
CAGCCGUCUCCGAUAAAUACGCAUGCGCGCAGUAUACAAAAUGUCGGGAGGAUCGGAAAGGUUAAAAACGAGAAGGAAUUUGUCUACAGAAAGCUCAGUCAUGGCAUAUCAGUUUUGCUGUCUCUGUCCGGAUAUUUAAGAAGCAGAGCAAGGGAUUCAAUCGAAUAUCCUUCCUGCUCAGACAGUGGGAAUGGAUUCACUUGGUCAUCUCAACUGAAGGUACAUCAGCGAGUUCACACUGGGCAAGGACAUUCAUCUAUUCUGUGUGUGAGAAAGGAUUCAGUCGGUCUGCCCACCUGUGGACACACCAAUCAAUUAACACCGGGCAGAGGCUAGUCAUCUGCUGAAGUUCUGGGAAAGGAUUCACUCCAUCAUCUGACCUCAUAGCACACCAGCGAGUUCACACCAGAGAGAGGCAGUUCACCUGCUCGGACUGGGAAGGGGUUCACUUGGUCGUCUGAACUACUGAGACACCAACGAGUUCACACUGGGGAGAAGCCGUUCACCUGCUCCGUCUGUGGGAUGAGAUUCACUGAUUCAUACACACUACAAAGUCACCAGCGAGUUCACACUGGGGAGAGGCCGUUCACCUGCUCCGUCUGUGGGAUGAGAUUCACUGAUUCAUACAUACUACAAAGUCACCAGUGAGUUCACACUGGGGAGAGGCCGUUCACCUGCUCAGACUGUGGGAAGGGAUUCACACAGUCAUCCAACCUGCAGAGUCACCAGCGAGUUCACACUGGGGAAAAGCCUUUCACCUGCUCAGUCUGUGGGAAGAGAUUCACUCGGUCAUCUGACCUAAUGGCUCACCAGCGAGUACACACCGGAGAGCGGCCGUUCACCUGCUCGGACUGUGGGAAGGGAUUCUCUUUAUCUUCUCGCUUACUGACACAUCAGCGAGUUCACACUGGGGUGAAGCCGUUCAUCUGCUCAGUCUGUGAGAAGAGAUUCACUCACUCUUCCACGCUACAGAGACACAAGCUUGUUCACACUGGGGAGAAGCCGUUCACCUGCUCAGUCUGUGGGAAGGGAUUCACUCAGUCAUCCAGUCUGCAGAAUCAUCAGCGAGUUCACACUGGGGAGAAGCCGUUCACCUGCUCAGAAUGUGGGAAGGGAUUCACUGAGUCAUCACACCUACAGAGACACCAGCGAGUUCACACUGGGGAGAAGCCAUUCACCUGCUCAGUCUGUGAGAAGAAGUUCACUAACUCUUCCACCCUACAGAGUCAUCAGCGAGUUCACACUGGGGAGAAGCCAUUCACAUGCUCAGUCUGUGAGAAGGGAUUCACUCAUUCUUCCACCCUACGGAGACACCAUCGAGUUCACACUAGGGAGAAGCCAUUUACCUGCUCAGUCUGUGGGAUGAGAUUCACUGAUUCAUCCUACCUGCAGAGUCACCAGCGAGUUCACACUGGGGAGAAGCCAUUCACCUGCUCAGUCUGUGGGAAAGGAUUCACUCUGUUAUCCAACCUGCAGUGUCAUCAGCGAGUUCACACUGGGGAGAAGCCAUUCACCUGCUCAGACUGUGGGAAGGGAUUCACUGUUUCAGCUAGCCUAAUGGCACACCAGCGAGUUCACACCGGGCAGCGGCCGUUCACCUGCUCAGACUGUGGGAAGGGAUUCACUUUGUCAUCUAAACUACUGAAACACCAGCGAGUUCACACUGGGGAGAAGCCGUUCACCUGCUCAGUCUGUGAGAAGAGAUUCAGUGACUCUUCCGCCCUACAGAGACACCAGCGAGUUCACACUGGGGAGAAGCCAUUCACCUGCACAAUCUGUGGGAAGGCAUUCACUCAGUCAUCCCACCUACAGAGUCAUCAGCGAGUUCACACUGGGGAGAAGCCAUUCACCUGCUGAGAAUGUGGGAAAGGAUUCGCUCAGUCAUCCCAACUACUGGCACACCAGUAAGCUCACAAUGGGGAGUGGCCGUUGUUAUGAUUCCCCAGGUUUCGUUUACUGUGGACUGUCAUUUUGAGAGAAAGAGAGAGAGAUAAAGAAGGUGAAUCAGUCUGACUUGCAGCUUGUUUACAUCGCUCGCAGCUUGUUUAAUUUUAACCAAGGACACGGACACUCAGAGUGAGACGGAGAUGAAGGAUGAAAAAUGGAAGGUUCAAAACAAGGGAAAUAGUGGCCAAAGCUCAUGGUUUAGAAUGUCCCUACGCCCACAAGUGUGGGUUAAUUAUCAUUUCAGCAUACAUCGAAUGUGUGGUUGUCACCUCUUUUGAUCCAUGGGAGUGGAUCGGAUUUGGGGUAUCCUGUGAAGACCACUUAUGUGUUAACCCUUGCCUAGUUGUGGUGUGGUAAUUCACUCGAAGACAAUACCACUUUUGACAUGUCACUUUCGGUGGUAAUUCGUAUGUGGAUUUGGAACACGACCGAUAAAAUCUACAGUGACUGUUCUCUCAUUUUACCACCAUGGAACCUGUGGAAUUUGACAUAAUUGCCUUCUCUUAACAUUUACCCAGGAUUACAAAUAUCUCCCUCUCAUCACCUAUUCUGUGGUUGAAUUGAACUUUCGUACUUUACCAUCUCAAGACUCCAAGCCUUGUUUCCCCUGAGCUCAAUAGUUUUGGAGUUACAUUUACACACAUAUAUAUACAUAACAAUGUUCACUUUUGUUUAUCUUGCUUAAGUUACUAUAUUAAAAGUAGAUUCUAAUAACGAUAGUUUUAACAUCAAAAA